AGUUAAAAACAAUUUUUGUGUUUUACAAACGUAGACGUUGUGAUGACAGAGACCUAAAAUUAAAAGAAGCAAAUUGUUGUUUAAUAUUUUCAAGCGGGAGCACUAUGGCUGAAGAAUAUAAUUUAAUUUUGAAUUCAAACGAAAUGUGUCGUAACUGUUUAGCGAAAAAUACGGCACCGAAUCUCAAGUCAUUGUUUCGAUGUGAUAUUGUCGAUGGUGAAAUUUGGUCCAUUCCAGAUUUGUAUAAAGAUAUAAUAGGAAUUGAAUUAAAUGAAAAUGAUGGAUUUCCUAAGAAUAUAUGUACAAAAUGCGAGAAGACAAUGUUUGAAGCAUUCAUAUUUAGACAAAAGAGUAGAAAAUCGCAUAAAUUAUUACAAAGAAUUCUUAAGAUGUCCAAACAUGAAGAGAGCGAAGCUGACAUUUAUGAAGUGGAAGUCAUCGAAAAAAUCAAUUCUGAUUACAUUGAAGGAGAUGGAGAGACUGUUUGGCAAACCAUGUAUUUAUCAAAUGUUGAAACCGACAACGUUAUAAUUGAACAGGAUUUCACAUCUUCCGAAAGUUUGGAAAUCAAAAAUCAAUUAGAUUUAUCUAAAGAUGUAAUAUGCGAAAUUUGUUGUGAACAAGUUUCACAAUCUCUAUUGGAAACUCAUUUCAAUCAGCAUAGUAUAAUAAUGCCAUCUCUUGUAAGCUCAAUUGAAUUUUAUCGAUGCAGUCGGUGUUUAAUGUGUUUCCCAUACAUCAAUUUAUUAUUGGAACAUGCUAAUGCUGAACAUUUGUGUGAUCGAUCCACCGAAUUGGACAAAGAACCUAGUUAUCAGAACAUAAGCAAAGAACCCAAAUUUCGUUUAUUUUCAACAUGCAAAAAUAUUGACAAUUUUACGUUUUCAUGCUGUCUAUGCAUUUUGGAUUUUGAGAACUUAUUUGCAUUUCGAGCACAUUUUCAAGAACAUCUAAUAAACUUGAAUACGCAUCCUGAAUAUAUCCGCUCUGAUUUGGCUCAUGCAUGUGGAGUGUGUGGAGAGAAAUUCAGAAACCUAGGAGACUGUCUCAAUCAUGUUUAUUUCCAUCAAACUACAUAUGCUUGUUAUAAAACCAAUUGUAAACACGUUACAUUUACUUCACUAUACUUCCAUCUAAUACGUGAACAUUCACACCAUAAUUGCAAAUUCUGUUUGUUCCAAGCAAAGACAAGCAACGAAUUGAAAGAACAUCAACGUUUUUCAUGCAGUGCAAGGCAGAUGAAGUGUGACCAUUGUGGAAAGUUGUUUCAUAAAAAGAGCACAUUAAACAUGCAUAUGCGGACACACACAAAUAAUCGAAAAUAUGUUUGCAACCUUUGUCCAAAAAGAUUUCUUCAGAAUAAUGAUUUAACAAAUCAUUUGAGAACGCAUACAGGCGAAAAACCAUUUCAGUGUGAACUGUGUGAUGCAAAAUUUAAAACAGUUGGUCAACGUAGUGGUCACCGUAGUACUCAUACUACUAAAAAUGACUUUCAAUGUGACGUGUGCGAAAAACUGUUCAAAUCGGCCCGAAUUCUGCAUGGCCAUCAGAAAUUACACGGUGAGCGGAAGUUUCAUUGCAAUGUAUGUGGAAAAAAAUUUAGCCGAAAUUAUCACCUUACUCUUCAUAUGAGACGUCAUCAACAAACCACCAAUAAAUGAAAUACAUGAAUAAACUUAAAGUCGACUAUAUAUUUAUUUACAUGGUUUUUAUUAUUUCAAUUACAAUAAAAAAAAUGUUUCAUGGGUUUUAUUCAAAAACAA
Contarinia nasturtii (swede midge) is the source of this 1763-nucleotide messenger RNA. RefSeq names its product zinc finger protein 26-like. The record is from RefSeq and is a predicted model, not a curated record. Gene Ontology annotation, cellular component: chromosome; nucleus. Gene Ontology annotation, molecular function: DNA-binding transcription factor activity, RNA polymerase II-specific; RNA polymerase II cis-regulatory region sequence-specific DNA binding; zinc ion binding. Gene Ontology annotation, biological process: regulation of transcription by RNA polymerase II. The coding region runs from base 105 to 1661 and encodes 518 amino acids. The transcript is spliced from 4 exons. Lineage: Eukaryota; Metazoa; Arthropoda; Insecta; Diptera; Cecidomyiidae.